Messenger RNA from Vollenhovia emeryi, 3005 nucleotides. RefSeq lists its product as uncharacterized. The transcript has 11 exons. NCBI's taxonomy places the organism in Eukaryota, Metazoa, Arthropoda, Insecta, Hymenoptera, Formicidae. The record is from RefSeq and is a predicted model, not a curated record. The coding region runs from base 421 to 2541 and encodes 706 amino acids.
UGAAUACGGCCUUAGUCACAAUAACCUCAAAAUACUAUUUUAUUUUUUACGCGGCAGAUUUUUCAAACAUAUUGACGGAAUGAAGUUUCUGGCAACUCGAAAAAUGGUUUUCAUUGAAAAACCUGUUGCAAUACAAUACGAACUAUAAACACAGACUUUGGUGCUGCAGCCCUGAGUGGAAGACGCAAGUUUUGCAUCAAAUUGUGCGGGCAUCACCUCACACCUGGCCAUCAUUUUGAUACCGAAUUAUCGUAACGUUCGUCGCGACUGAAAGCGUAACGUGCGUUCGUCCGAUCGCGUGAGGAAGGAGAAUCUUUGCCAAGGUUUGCACAAGAGAAAUCGGAUUCUACCGGUCGAGUGUCCUGUCGCCUAUACAUAAAUUCGUCGCGCUGAAGCAGGUAAUUGUAAAUACGUGCCACAAUGCCAAAAAUGCCGAUUCGAAAAGCUAAGAGGGUUAGUGUGUUGACGCAUAAGAGAACGCAGUGUUUGGGAAAACAUUACCAGGAACGAUCCUACAGACCACUGUAUGAAAAAUUGAAGAACAACAACAGUUACUUGGCCAAGGCGCUUUCGAAGGAAAAACAGAAUAAUCAGUCACUGUUCUCGCAGAAUGUAGAGUUAAUUGGAGAAGUUCAGCAGUUACAUGUGAUAUGCAACACGCGAAAUACUGUAAUUUCUAAUGUCCUGAAUAAUUCGAAGGAAAUACUAAAAAUGCUAGUCACAAUGUCCGGUUAUAUGACAAACACCAUCUCUAUGUGUCAAGAGCUUGUCGCUCCCAAUGCUACAGUGAGAGUGUCGUCGGUAUCAGCUGGAAGGAAAGAAUCGUCAAGUAGACUGUCAACAAAAUCGCCAGCCAAAGGUGUGGUGAAGCCUAUGGUGGGUGGAUAUACCAUCACUAAGCCCACGAUUAAUUUAAGUCGGGUUAAUAUGGAAAGUAUUAACAAUAUAUCGAGACUGAGUGACAUAGAAGAAAUAGCUACGCCUCGUAGAAGCCAGGAAAUUGACGAGAGUAGAUCGCCAAUUAGUCCCUUACCCACCACACCUCUUAGAUAUGAAAAUGGUCGUACGUGCAGACUACCAGAAAGACUGACAAUUUCUUCACCUAGAGUUAAUGAUGAGCAGAGAUUAAGAAGGAGGAGAAAUAUCCAUUCAAAAAGAUUGUCGGUAUCUUUCUCGCGAUCGCGAAACAGAUGGUCCGAAAUAGAUGACGCUUCAACGAGUACGGGACAUAUUAAUGUAAUUGGUACCAGGAUUAGCAUUGAAAAUCAGGAGAUCAAUGACGUCGCACCUCACGAUGUAUCAGACAGAAUAAACGCGACAUCAGAAUCGCAGAUGUUUAUUAACUCGAACGAGGGAAACGAAACGCACGCAAACAUAUCGAAAAGAAACUAUGAUGUUCAAAUGAGCAGUAAGGCCUCUGACAAAAAUACAAGUAGAAAUUCAAGUGUAACAGAAAGCUUUAGACUGCCGCAGAAUAUUAGCAGAAAUUUGGAGGAAGAGGAUCCUCUGGAAGGUCCGAGUUGGCUGUUCAACAAUGUCGUGCCGUCGCGGGAUAACGAGCCAGAGGAACUCGAACCUGUUCACGACGUUUCCGACGUUAAUAAUAAUACAUCACAAACAAUCGCGUAUGACGAUGCGAACGCUACGGAAAAUAAUACGGAAGAGGCAUCAAACUUGAACGAAUCUAGCGACGUGCAAACUGCAGAGGAAGACUCAGCGCCCAUCGCCAAUCUUUCCGAGUUUGAAUCUCAUCCGCAGGAACAGAGUGCGGACGGUAUUUGCGAGAUGUCUCCAACGACGAGUGUGUCCAGCCAUGAAAGAAGUUUAGAUAAUGUACAAGGUAGUAGCGCGGAUAAUACAGUGAAAUUCGCGAGCUUCGUGACGCUGAGACGAGGGAAUUCCGAAGCGCCGGAAGAGACGGAGGACGACUUUACGUUAAUGUUACGUCAACCCUCACAAAAUAUGCAGUUCAAUAUCAAUGAGCUGCGAUUGCCUGUUUUGGAGGAAUCCACGAUAAAUAAUUCCACCGUCAAUAACAAGGUCAACACCGAAGUAACCGCCACGAUACCAAGAGUUACGGAUAUCCCGGUGGCGAAACGGAGUUUGAACGAUUACGAUCAUAUCAUGAUAAAACUGCCAUUGAUUGUAAUUGACGAUCACAGGAGAAUGUUGUCGCCGCAAAAGACUAAGCAUUCCAGUAAAAAUAGUAAAAAGUCGAGGACGCCGAAUACGAAAGACCGAACGAAACAUAGUGGAGCUUCCUCAACGGGUUCAAAUUUAGAGAAACCGAAAAACAAAUCGGAGAACAAUCGAGAUCCAAGCGCAGCGAAAGUCGUUUUGGAGAAGCUUAAGGAGUCUCGUGUUAAAUCAAAGAUUUCAUCGGCUAACGAUGCUAAUAACGUCACGAGAGGCACACCCGACGAAGAAGAAAACCUACGAGACUCUGAAAGUAAUACCUACUCUUUCAAUCGCCCUCGGCGAAGAAAGGCGCCGAUGAAUUUAACAGAACCUAAAUUGAAUAAAAAACUGAGACGGGAUUAGUGAGAAGGAUUGAUGCGCGAGGACUGAUCAAGAUUUAACGAAGAAAAUUGUUGCGUUAUCGAUUUCUGUAACACGAUACUGCCGAAUGCUGUUUUUCUUUCCGUAUAUAUGUAUAUCGAGUUUUUACUGGGUGAUGCAUACACGAAUCUGUACUGCGUACUUGUACAGCAAACUUGUCGGAGUAGUUCGAGAAUCGAAUUUCAAAAUCAACAGUAUUCAUUGAUUGAUAAGUGUCACGGUUGAUUCGACCGUCGCAAUAAUUACGCGGAAGUGACAUAUUCCAGAUAUACAUUAUUUCUUUUGCUAGUACGUCACGUGUGCCGCUGGCCUUUCGUGUCGCUAUUAUUCUGAACGUUGAUAUAAAACAAACGCAGGCUCGUAUAUCUUCCUUUUACAGUAUUGUAAUUGAUAUUCUUUUGUAUGCCACCAGAAUUAUUUUAAUAAACAUGACCAGGACGCAUAAA